AUGUCUGAUGCCUGGCAAGAGAUUCAAGCUGUAAAAAGCAAACGGAAUUCACUACGGGAAAAACUUCAGAAGAGGAAAAUAGAGCGGCAAGUUAUUCUAAAUGAGGCAUCUGAUAAAAUUGUUCCUAGGGGAUCUUUAUUGCCAAGUACGAGUAAUGCAGAAAAUGAAUCAGAUUUUGAUUGGAGCAAAGUGGGCGGCGAACGUGUAUUACUUGAAAUACUCGUUGAUGUAUCAGUUAAUCUUCCGAUCACAUCUCAUCAAUUAGUGACUGAUCUUUUAAAAAAAGAGUCUACCUACAUAUCACAUUCAUCUGUUGUUAAUUUGCUAUACAAAUUUGCUGCACAAAAUCUUAUAAGCUUAAAAAAUAUUACAAUUGAUGGCCAGCAAGGUUUGAAAAUAUUAACAGCUGAACAUUCAAAAUUACUUGCAAUGACUAAUAAUUUAUCAUCAGAGGUUGAUUCAAAUUUGCAUCUUGAAAAAUCUCGCUUACUGAUAGAAGAUAAAAUCAAACAGCUUGAAUAUGAAGAUAUUGAUGAAUGUUUAAAAAAUCCAAAAGUACAAAAGUUAUCAAUUGAUUUUAAAAAGUCUGAUGAGUCUGAUGAUGACAUAAUGUCCCUUAUUUCAAUGCCUUCCAUUAGAGAAAAAGAAAUUAAAAAAAUUAGUGAAGAAAUAAUGGAACUUCUUACCAAACAAACGGUUAAAGAGAAAUCUUUAUGUGAAAAAUUUCGGUCUAAAGGAGGAACACAUGUUAUGGAAUUUUGUCCACACGGUACUCGAUCAGAUUGCAUGGAAGGACAUGUUUGUAAAAAGCUUCAUUUCAAAAAAAUUAUCCAAAUGCAUACUGAUGAAACUUUAGGUGAUUGUUCUUUUCUAAACACUUGUUUUCACAUGGAUACUUGUAAAUAUGUUCACUAUGCAGUUGAUGGUGUAACUAGUAAAGUGAAUUUAGUAAACGCCCUUAAUAGUUUUCCAUCCAAAAAAGGGUUGAUUAAUGGUAAUUAUGAAUUGCUUCCAUGUCAGUGGAUUCAGUGUGAUUUGAGGUUUAUGGAUUUCACUUUUUUAGGAAAAUUUGCUGUUAUUAUGGCUGAUCCACCAUGGGAUAUUCAUAUGGAACUUCCUUAUGGUACAUUAUCUGAUGACGAAAUGCGGCGAUUGGGUAUUCCACAAUUGCAGGAUGAAGGACUUAUAUUUUUAUGGGUUACUGGACGAGCUAUGGAGCUCGGCAGAGAAUGUCUAAAAUUAUGGGGUUAUGAACGAGUAGACGAGAUAAUUUGGGUGAAAACUAAUCAGUUACAAAGGAUAAUAAGGACUGGCCGAACAGGUCACUGGCUGAAUCAUGGCAAAGAACAUUGUUUGGUGGGCAAGAAAGGCAACCCUCCCAGUUUGAACUGUGGUUUGGAUUGUGACGUUAUAGUUGCCGAAGUACGAGACACUAGUCACAAGCCUGAUGAAAUAUAUGGUAUUAUAGAACGAUUGUCACCCUUUACUAGAAAAAUUGAGUUAUUUGGACGGUCUCAUAAUAUUCAACCCAACUGGAUUACACUUGGAAAUCAGGUAGAAGGUAUCAGGCUAACUGAUCAAGAUCUCAUAACAAAAUUCAGAAAAGCAUACCCAUCAGGAAAUUGUUUGACAACAUUAAAGAGGAAUACAUGA
This is a messenger RNA of Macrosiphum euphorbiae (potato aphid), 1653 nucleotides long. NCBI's taxonomy places the organism in Eukaryota, Metazoa, Arthropoda, Insecta, Hemiptera, Aphididae. The record is from the annotation of a GenBank genome assembly.